CCGGUGCCUCGCGAGUCCGAACAUUAAAUUAGUAACCACGUUGUCCAUUAUGGCUAAGCGCAUGAGGUCUUCCACAAGUUCAUCUUGUUGCCUUUUCCACUUCCGGAGCAUUUGGUUUUGGACGUCAACACACUUAGCUUCGUUCGUCGUGCUCGCUUUACGACCCUCCCCUCCAGAGGCGCCAAACACUACAACUUCUGCUUUGGACGAUUCUUCACAUGCUAGACUGUCAGUUUUACCGUCGUCCACUUCAUAUAGUACCAGCACUUCUCCGCAGGAGCGCGAAAAUCUUCGUCCUCAACCUCUCCAAGACCAGUCGUCUACUAGAACCGGGCGACGGAAUAAUCCCCGCCGUCGUUCGACGAUUGCGUUGCCAAGGCCCCACAGUCGUGACCCAGCUGUACUGACGUCGUCUGUUAGUGACAAUGGUGGGGCAAUAAGCGAAGACGAAGCUGCGUUGCGACACCACGGAGUAGAACCACACCUACAACCGUCUACUAGCACCACGGAGACGAUCCGUAUCUCUCCCCCGUCUGUUUCGAAUCUACCUUUGGCUUUUUUCCCACCAAGAGACGACGCUGCAACCGGGCGAGAAGUUGUUGUGCCACCUCUGGAAGAGAGUACGGUUUCAGUUUUUUCGUCAUCUUCACAAAGAACGAGGGAACCCCCUAAGAACAGCCGCACUGCGGACUCGGGUCCCUUAUCAUCGCAGUCGGGUCCCUUAUCACCGACAUGCAGCAAAACACAAUCACAGAAGUACGCACGCCCACGCAACACAACUCCGCAUCAUGACCCCCGCGAAUGCACGAUUUGCCUGCAGGCCGCCGAGCCCGGGAACCCUUUGCAUCCGCCGCGGUACGCCGGCCACCCGAUUCCACAAGGCAAAGAGGAGACGGUGGAGGAUUUCCUCGAGCAUUUUCACCCGCUGUUUGUCGCUACCCGGGUGGGUUGGGGCAUAUCGUCUCGGCUUCGCCGGGUGGCUGGGAGAUUGGGGAUUCGAGUUGGCAGUGAUGCUUCUCGUCGUCCUACCGGAGCUUCAUCGGCGACAAG
Amoebophrya sp. A120 is the source of this 1050-nucleotide messenger RNA. The record is from the annotation of a GenBank genome assembly. Lineage: Eukaryota; Dinophyceae; Syndiniales; Amoebophryaceae.